GAGAGUUGUGGCUUCAGUAGGCAGCCCUGCAAGAAGUCAGGAAGAGGUCUGCUAAGUCACUCUGCCCAGGACAGAAGUUGGCUGUCUUUCAAGAAAAGUAAAAAGAGACAGCAGUUUUUCCCCACCCACCACAGCAGCUGGCACCAACUCAGCCCCAUCUCACAAAACCCAAGAAUAAGCCUCAGAAAAAGACGACAACUCAUACUUAAUGGACAGAUAAGGCUUUUGGACGAGUUCCUCGGACACACGGAUCUGCCUGUUUUUCUGCAGUUUGAGAUUUACUGACUGCAGACUAAGCAGAACAGAAAUAUACAGACAAAAUCAGACUUUAGUAGAUAUUAGCCACAGAGCAUUUGCGGAGAUGAGGGGAAGAAUCUGCUCUGUGUUUUUCCUGGUGAUUGUAGUGACCUUGCUCAGUGGCCUUAGCUGCCUCUGUGAGGCAUUACCUUCAAAUCAAAGUGUCGGGCCCAGGCCUCCUCACCUUAUCUUUAUCAUGGUGGAUGACCAGGGUUAUGGAGAUAUUGGCUACCAUGGCUCAGACAUCCACACUCCUGUGUUGGACCAGCUGGCAGCAGAAGGGGUCAAACUUGAAAAUUAUUAUGUCCAGCCUAUCUGCUCUCCAUCUCGCAGUCAACUCAUGACAGGGCGCUACCAAAUUCACACUGGACUCCAGCAUUCAAUCAUCCGACCACGCCAGCCCCUCUGCCUGCCCCCGCACAUUCCCACCCUACCGGAGCGACUGGUUGAGGCUGGAUAUGCAACACACAUGGUGGGUAAAUGGCACCUGGGAUUCUGUAGAACGAGCUGCCUACCCACAGGACGUGGCUUUCAGAGUUUCCUGGGCACGCUGACUGGAAGCGGGGACCACUUCUCCUAUCAGAGCUGCGAUGGGGCUGAAGCUUGUGGGUUUGAUCUGCAUGACGGAGUCAGGCCUGCCUGGGAGAUGACGGGCAACUACUCCACACUGCUUUACAUAGAGAGAGUGAAGCAAAUCCUGAGGAACCAUGACCCCCAUAAACCCCUAUUCCUCUAUCUGUCCCUUCAGGCCGCCCAUACACCCUUACAGGUACCAGAUAAUUUUCUGCAUUACUAUGACUCCCAGGGCAAUCGUCUCAGGCGCCAUUACGCAGCCAUGUUGAGCUGCCUGGAUGAUGGGGUUGGAGAAGUGGUCCGGGAACUGAAGACCAGUGGGCUCUAUCAAAACUCAGUACUGAUCUACUCAUCUGAUAAUGGUGGGCAGCCGCUCUCUGGAGGAAGUAACUGGCCUCUGAGAGGUGGCAAAGGGACCUACUGGGAAGGGGGCAUCAGGGCUGUGGGCUUUGUCCAUAGUCCCCUCCUGAAGAAGAAGGGUGUAGUCAGCAGAGCACUGAUCCACGUCUCUGACUGGUACCCCACAUUACUGGGGCUGGCCGGGGCUCUGCAGUCCCACCAUGGCCUUGACGGCCACAAUGUUUGGGGUGCUAUCAGCGAGGACCUACCCUGUCCUCGCACUGAAAUCCUUUUCAACAUUGACCCAGUCUCCAGGAAGCCCGGGGAGCCAUAUGACAAGGCGUUGGUACUCAACGGGUUUGGGAUAUGGGACACAGCCGUAAGGGCUGCAAUAAGGGCAGGGGACUGGAAGCUACUUACAGGAAAUGUAGGCGACGGGGACUGGAUACCACCACAGGCUCUUCCCGUUGGUCCAGAACGGUGGCAGAAACUCGAGAAGCGGCGCAAUGAGCUGGGGAAGUCAGUUUGGCUGUUUAAUGUCACCUCUGACCCCUAUGAGAGGUCAGACCUGGCGGAGGCUCGUCCAGAGGUGGUGAAACAUCUGCUGACCAGGCUGGCAGAGUACAACCAGACAGCUGUGAUGGCCAGGAAUCCACCAGACGAUCCUAUGGCUGACCCUGAGCUCCAUGGAGGGGUGUGGAGCCCAUGGCUGGGCCUGGAGGGACAAGAGGGGGAUAGUGUAGAGGAGGAUGGCAGGAAAGAAAGGAUGAUGAAGAUUAAGCACUGCAGAGUAUGUAAAUUAAAAGCUCUCUUCAAGAAGGUUGGAUCACGUCUGGAGAGGAACACCCUGUUCUUCUAAAUAUCUCAUCUAGCAACAUUGAUUGGACUGAAAGGCGUCAGUAUGCUUCAAAUAAACUAGGUUAUAUGAGGUGUCAUCUGAACACAUCCGAAGGCAGCUGUUAAUACUGUUAUGAAUGACCACAGUCAAAGAAGGGUGAGGUGCUAUGUGUCCUUCAGUAGGGAAAUAGUCUCUCCUAAGAGGCACUCAUGCGGUUGCCCUUUGUUUUGCACAUGAAAAGUGACAUAAGUAGUUGUGUGAAGGAUAAAGUAAUAAAAGAAAAACUUCAAAUUAUAUAUACUUUCUCCCAUCAGGACAUCUGAUCAAGCAUGAAGUUGGCAUGCUUGUUGUACUGUCAAUCUAAAUUUGUGGAGGUAUGAGGUUUCCUUCACUUCACAAGGUCAUUUUUUGAAGCAUACUGAUGCCUUAACCAGGAGGAAGGGAGAGGAAAAGAGAGAUGCAGGCAAUGUAAAAUACAGACCAACCAGGCAGGUCAGACAGACAAGAUAAACCCACAAUGAAAUACUGAAGGUCGGCAGAUAAACAGGCAGCCUGAUAGACAAAGCAGACAGGGCUGUGCGGCUGGCUGAGCAAGCUGACUCACUUGCUGUCCUGCGGCCAAACUGCAGCAGGGUGACUUUGGGCCAUCGUCGUUGGCCUGCAAAGGAAACGAUGUGUGUGUCAUCACUCAUGUAUGCCUGUAUUCAUGAAUAGUUUGAUUAAUACAGAUAGAGAUAGAGCAUGUGCAUGUGGAAGUGAGGCCUGAAGAGAUGGAAGAAAGGCACAGAGGAUGACCUCUCUGUCUCUUGUCCUAAUCAUCCCAAGAGGACCCUUUAAGGAUGACACAAAGACACCCACAGCGGUUGUUUGUCAAAUGUCACCUUGUUCUUUUGUUCUUAGGGGUUAUACGGAUUCACACUCAUAUUGUGGCUCAUUCCUCUGUCUUUGAAGGACCUCUGACUGUAAUGUCCAGUCCCUGCAGCAAUAACUAUCUAACGAAAGCUCUGAAGCUGAUACCAUCAGUCUUUUCUUGGCUUUUAAAUGCCUCUUAACUCAACUAUAGUGUUAUAAAAAGCUGGGAAUAUGAUUCAAAAGAUCUAAAUAAAAUGAUGAAUGCAAAAACUGAA
Messenger RNA from Lates calcarifer (barramundi perch), 3174 nucleotides. Its product is annotated as arylsulfatase I. Bases 362 to 2068 code for a protein of 568 amino acids. NCBI's taxonomy places the organism in Eukaryota, Metazoa, Chordata, Actinopteri, Centropomidae. The transcript is spliced from 4 exons. The record is from RefSeq and is a predicted model, not a curated record.